GAUUGUAUGAGAUAAAGAACACUGACACUCUCAUAAACUAAGGCUCCCACUCCCACUAUUGGACCAGGUCAUAAUUCUUCUCUGUAUAUUGGACCGCAAUGGAAUCUUUAUAAUCUCUUUGAGGCCACCCGGAGAAAGGCCAAAAUAGGUGCUCAUUCCUGAUUCCUCUGUUUUCUACGCCUUUCCCCUUGCCUUUACUGACAUCACUUAUGUGCUAUCUUUUUCGUCACACAUCUAAACCAAACUCGAAAGGCUACUUCCAUUCCAUCCCCGCCUCCAAAAACCAAUUUAACAAUUUAACUUUCCAACACCAUUAUUCUACUAAUUCUCCUUGUUCAUCUGCAAAGAUUGUGCCUUUGAGGUGUGCGAUAGUAAGGUUGAUGGAGACCCAAGAAGGAAGUGCUUCAAAACCCGUUAUUGAUUUUCAUGACAUCAACGAAGAAUUGGUUCAAAAGAUGGUUUAUGAUGCUCUUGUCUGGAGCUCUCUCCAUGGUCUUCUUGUUGGUGAUAAAAGUGUUGAGAGAUCAGGAAAAGUACCUGGUGUGGGGAUGGUACAUGCCCCAUUUGCCUUGGUGCCCGUGAAAUUCCCAGAAAAUCACUUUAAGUUAGCAUGUGAGGUUGCGCCCAUAUUCAACGAACUUAUUGAUCGUGUGAGUUUGGAUGGAAAAUUUCUGCAGGAAUCGUUAUCCAGGACAAAGAAAGUAGAUGUUUUUACAUCAAGACUUUUAGAUAUUCAUUCCAAGAUGCUGGAAAUGAACAAAAUAGAGGAAAUACGAUUGGGUUUACAUCGCUCUGAUUACAUGCUUGAUGAACAAACUAAAUUACUCCUCCAGAUAGAGCUAAAUACAAUUUCCUCUUCAUUUCCUGGCCUCAGUUGUCUCGUCAGUGAGCUUCACAGGAACUUGCUUAAGCAUUAUGGAGAAUGGCUUGGAUUAGAUUCCAAAAGAAUACCAAGCAACAAUACUGUUAAUCGGUUUGCGGAGGCUCUGGCGAAAGCUUGGACCGAGUAUAAUAACCCUAGGGCUGUAGUUAUGGUUGUUGUUCAGCCUGAGGAGCACAACAUGUAUGAUCAACAUUGGCUUUGUGCUGCAUUGAAGGAAAAACAUAAUGUAACAGCUAUUCGGAAAACAUUGGCAGAAAUUGAUGAAGAAGGGGAACUUUUACCAGAUGGAACACUCCUUGUAGGUGGCCAAGAAAUUGCAGUGGUUUAUUUUAGAUCUGGGUAUGCACCAACUGAUUAUCCUUCAGAAGCAGAAUGGAGAGCUAGGCUACUUAUGGAGCAGUCAUUAGCCAUCAAGUGUCCAUCCAUAUCUUAUCAUUUGGCAGGCACAAAGAAGAUUCAACAAGAGCUUGCGAAGCCUAAUGUGCUUGAGAGAUUUCUUGAGGAUAAGGAGGACAUCACCAAGUUGCUUAAAUGCUUUGCUGGCUUGUGGAGUUUGGAUGACACAGAUAUUGUCAAAAGAGCCAUUGAGAGACCUGAGCUGUUUGUGAUGAAGCCCCAAAGAGAAGGCGGAGGGAACAAUAUCUAUGGUGACGAUGUGAAGGAAAACCUUCUAAGAUUGCAGAGGGAAGGAACUGAAGAGGAUGCUGCUUACAUCCUCAUGCAACGAAUUUUUCCAACUGUUUCCCCCACAUUUUUGGUGCUUAAUGGCAUUUCUCAUAAAGAUCAUGCAGUAUCAGAACUUGGAGUAUACGGCGCUUACUUAAGGAACAAGGACAAAGUUAUUAUAAAUGACCAGUGUGGACACUUGAUGCGGACAAAGGUGUCAUCAUCAAAUGAAGGUGGAGUUGUGGCUGGAUUUGCAGUCUUAGAUAGUAUAUACUUGAUGGAGCAACUUUAAAUUUCUUAUGGACUCAAAUGCUUCAUAAUCGACCAAUAUAUAUGUCAGUGUCAUUCAGCACCCGGUCUGACAGGUUUGAGAAAUAGCACGGUUUUUCCUUACAAUUCUCGACAGGAAAUAUUGGCAUGGAGGACUUUACCUUUUGUUUCCAUUGUUUUGUUGGCAUAGCAAUGCAAUUGUAAUGAAUUGACACCAUUGUUGGGUUUCAUGUAUGUCGUGUUGUCUGACUCUACCGCCAAAUAAAAUUUGAAUAAUUUCCUCCUGU
Molecule: messenger RNA, 2106 nt
Organism: Hevea brasiliensis (rubber tree)
Lineage: Eukaryota; Viridiplantae; Streptophyta; Magnoliopsida; Malpighiales; Euphorbiaceae
Product: glutathione synthetase, chloroplastic
Exons: 12
Coding region: 210-1841 (543 amino acids)
Biological process (GO): glutathione biosynthetic process
Cellular component (GO): cytosol
Molecular function (GO): glutathione binding; ATP binding; glutathione synthase activity
Source: RefSeq, a predicted model, not a curated record